GUGCGUCACUCGGUUCGACAAGCUGGAGUCGGUUCCACGGUGCCCGACACUUAGUUUCCGCGCAGUACACAGCGCAGUCGGACGUACGGUCAUGCGAGAAGCGGGUGGCAGGAUGGCCGAGCUCGAGUUCGAAGCGCCGCUCGCGCAAAUAGAAGAGGCCGACGAUUGCCUCUCCACCGCGGACUACCCGCAAAAAACUAUCAAUGGCAACGACAUACACCUCAACAAUAUUAACAACAUUAAAAGUGAAAUGGUCAAAAUGAAAACCGACUCUAAUAAAAUAAACGAUAAUGAUGAACCAAAACCGGUGAAGUGUAAACAGGACAAUAUGCAAAAUAGUGAAGGAGACAAUUUCACGGAAACUUUCUCCGGAUCUUUGGAAGACUUGGUGAACACGUUCGACGAGAAGAUCACUAAGUGCUUCGGGAAUUACGAGGAGAGCGUGGAGAAACUGGCGCCGGUGCAGGUUCGCACGCAGGAGGAAAUCAUGAACGAAUGCCAAAUGUGGUGGACGAUCACCGGAAACUUUGGCAACAUAUUACCAAUUGACUGGACUAAAUCUUUCUCACGGAAGAUGCACAUCCCUACAUUGAAUUUGAGUGAUAAGAAGGGUUCAAUGACCCCCGACGACGAGAUCCACAGCUCGGAGGACGAGGCUGUCGCGUCAGACCUGGACAUGCACGCGUUGAUCUUGGGUGGGCUCCACCAGGACCAUGAGUGCCCUGUCAAAACUGCUGAUGAGGUGAUCCAAGAAAUAGACGAUAUGAUGCAAGACACCCCGUCAUCGGAAGGAGACAUUCUGGAGUACAACGAGGCUUUGGAGAAAGGCAAAGAAGUACUGAGUUCGCCUUUAUACGAAGACAAACUCCGCACUCUAUCCCUGGCCCAGCUAAACGAGAUCUUCAUGGAAUUAGAAGUAUUGAUCCGCGAGUUCUCCGAGACCCUGAUCGCGGAGCUGGCUCUACGAGACGAAUUGGAGUACGAGAAGGAAUUGAAGAACACGUUCAUAUCGCUCCUGCUGGCUGUGCAGAACAAGCGCCGCCAGUACCACAUCGAGAAGAAGAAGAGACCUGGACAGCCGCGCUCGCCCAACCUUAACAGCAGUAGUUCAGAGUCUAAGUAUUUGACGACCGUCAUACCAUUCCACCUGGACAACGGACCCCCGGACAACCAGUCGCUUCAAGUACUCAUUAAGAUUCUAAAGGCAAUCAAUGAAGACAGCCCCACAGUACCCACACUAUUAACAGAUUACAUCCUAAAGGUGCUGUGUCCAACAUAAACCAACUCCUACACAACUAGCUAAUUCAACAUAUUCAACAUUUCAACAUUUGCACAUUAUUGUACUACACAUACACCAUAAAUAUAUUCAAAUAAAUUCCUUAUAUUUAGGUCAUAUCAUAAAACCCUAUUUCCACAUAGUAAAGCGUAAUGCACAUACAUGUAGAAAAAAAACACUCAAAAUAUUUAAAAAUUUGAUGGCAUAGAUAAAUCAAUAUAAAUGUUCAUUUGUUUAAAUCAAAAUAUAUACACAUUAUUCGAUCAGACAAUUGAUAUUGUUACAAAAUUGCUUAUUAUUAACAAAUAAUAAUGUUUAUGUUGAAAUGUUUAAGUCGAUAUUGCCAUAACCAUUAUUUUUAUCGUUAUAAUUCAACUGUAAACAUAUUUUAAGUGUACCUAUUCAAUUAUAUUUUAUUGUAUAUUAUUUGCAUAAAUGAACUGUGAUAUAAUUACGGUAGUUGAUUAAUGAAUGCUUCCUUUAAAGUUAACACUUUUUUUUGUUAUUUAUAUUCGCUUUAGGAACGGUCACGCGGAAAUCUGGAAUGAAUGAUACGCAAAUGAAAUAGUGUUGAUUGCUUCAUAAGUCUAGAUUGAGAUAAACUGGUCACGUGUCAUCGUUUCUUGAGUGGAAUAUUUUAUUCGGAAAUCAAUAUUAUUCCUAUUGAAUCAAUUGUCUCAUGAUCAAUGUGAAUUUGAGCAUUAUUGUACAUAUUUUAAAAAAGUAUAUUUCGAAUGGAAUUGUCGUCUGAUUAUUUAAAUUAAGGUAAGCGACAAAGGUUGAAGAGGCUUGUAAAUAAUUGUAAAAUCCGCUUAAACGUUUUAGCUUAGUUAUUUUAACAGAAUUUUCUUGUCACGUUUUUUUAUUUUAAGAUGAACAUCGAAUACAUUUUUGUUAUACUUAUUUUAAUUUUUAGAUAUUUUAGCGUAGCAUCGUAGCUUAGUGAAGCGCCCGAGGUAAAUCAGCUAAUGUCUAUUGAUAUUCCAGUAAUCAUGAUACUAAUAGUUAAAUAUAGUUGUAAAACAAUCAUAGGUUUUAAGUAUAUCUCUAGUCUCAACAUUUCGUAGUCAUAAUUUUGUUAUUAACUUUAAUGUCGGGAUAUUAUGCAAAACAUUAUAAUCUACAUGGCAUGUGUAAAGUGAAAUUGUUGUUGUGAUUCAGAGAACAUUUAUAUUCAGUUCGCAAAUAUAUAUUGUGGAUGCUUUAAUCGCACAUUUUGAAAUUUACUUAGUGAGACACCAUAUUUGUUGUGCAAGCGUGUUACGUGUAAUGGAACGCGAUGUGGUACCUAAUGAGGAUAUUGAAGCUGCUCUUGUGUGUUUAAAAAUGUUUUGAAAAUUGUAUAAUAUUUUUCAAUUAAAUAAGCAACGGCAUUAAAAUUUUAAUUUAUUUAUGACCUCACCGUACGGAUCAAUUUUGUAAUUGCGUAUGUGUGUUGUUCGAUAACUUUUAAGAAUUUAAAUCUAUAUUUUAAUUACGUACGUAUAUAUUUGUCUUAUAAAUGAGCAAUACUCCGUUCAGUAAUUUUGCCUACAAUUUAUAUAGGAGUAAUCUCUACAGUAAAACGAUAAUGGACGGGAGUGCGUUUACAUUUUAAGAUUUUAAAAUGUCAUCAAAAUAUAAUUUAAAUGUAGGCAACACAAAAUAACCGUUGGAAAUUUUGAAUUUAAAAAUCAAUGAAAACAUCUUGCUAUGUCGCUUGAGGUGAUUGUUGUGAUGCAAUUAAGAGCGGCUGUGUGGUACCUGGUGAGAAAUAAAGGAGCUUGAGAAAAAAAA
Manduca sexta (tobacco hornworm) is the source of this 3052-nucleotide messenger RNA. It is a transcript of the gene Unc-76, whose product is annotated as fasciculation and elongation protein zeta-2. Lineage: Eukaryota; Metazoa; Arthropoda; Insecta; Lepidoptera; Sphingidae. Gene Ontology annotation, cellular component: cytoplasm; axon. The coding region runs from base 92 to 1279 and encodes 395 amino acids. The transcript is spliced from 7 exons. The record is from RefSeq and is a predicted model, not a curated record.